Messenger RNA from Pipra filicauda (Wire-tailed manakin), 768 nucleotides. Its product is annotated as granzyme A-like. Lineage: Eukaryota; Metazoa; Chordata; Aves; Passeriformes; Pipridae. The record is from RefSeq and is a predicted model, not a curated record. Gene Ontology annotation, biological process: proteolysis. Gene Ontology annotation, molecular function: serine-type endopeptidase activity. The transcript has 5 exons. Bases 1 to 768 code for a protein of 255 amino acids.
AUGGGUGCUUUCCUUGCUUUGUACACCUUUACUGCUGUCAUUCUCCUGGUAAUUCAUGGAGGUUUGUGUGUGGAAAUCAUUGGAGGGACUGAAGUAGCACCACACUCGAGACCAUUUAUGGCACAAAUCGUGGGACCAAAAAGAUUUGUUUGUGGAGGAGCUUUGAUCAAGGAAAACUGGGUGUUAACAGCUGCCCACUGCAAGGUGAAAGAAGGCAAAGUUAUUCUUGGAGCUCAUUCACGGAAAGCAACUGAAAAACAAACACAGAUUUUCCAGAUUGCAAAGCAAAUUCCCUACCCAUGCUAUGACUUCAUUUCCAAGGAAAAUGACAUUAUGCUGAUACAGCUUCACAAAAGAGCAAGACUUACUGCAGCUGUGAAACUCAUUCCCCUGCCUACUUCAGAUGAUGACCCCAAACCAGGAACAAUUUGCACAGUAGCAGGAUGGGGAAAAACUGACAAUCGUCAGAAAAUGCUUUCUGCUACCCUGAGGGAAGUCAAUAUCACUGUCAUCAGUAGGCAAGUCUGCAAUGAUAAACAUCAUUAUAAUGGCAAACCUGUUAUAACAGAGAACAUGAUAUGUGCAGGGGCUGGAAAAAAGGACUCAUGUGAUGGAGAUUCUGGUGGACCUUUAAGAUGCAAUAAUGUGAUGAGAGGCAUCACUUCUUUUGGGAAGAAAAAGUGUGGUAGUGUUGAUGGCCCUGGUGUCUACACUCGACUCACAAACCAAUACCUCCAGUGGAUAAGGAAAACCAUAGGGGGUGCCUAA